Messenger RNA from Mya arenaria, 5490 nucleotides. RefSeq names its product TRAF3-interacting protein 1-like. The transcript has 16 exons. Gene Ontology annotation, molecular function: microtubule binding. Gene Ontology annotation, cellular component: axoneme; centrosome; ciliary basal body. Gene Ontology annotation, biological process: cilium assembly; regulation of microtubule cytoskeleton organization; intraciliary transport. The coding region runs from base 171 to 1778 and encodes 535 amino acids. The record is from RefSeq and is a predicted model, not a curated record. NCBI's taxonomy places the organism in Eukaryota, Metazoa, Mollusca, Bivalvia, Myida, Myidae.
UGUGCACCUGCUCAAUCCAGGUGGAUUGUGGGAUAGAAUUCCGUACACAUGAAAUUUAGCCUUUUGACAGUUGAAUGUUUUUAUUUUGAUUCAAGUAUUUAAUUACUGUGAGAUAAUUUAGAUUGAUUGAUGUUAAACAUUUAUUAUUAACUUAGAGCUAAAGGUAAAAGAUGGACCCCAAAAUAGCGAAGAAAACCCAAGAUUCUCUUGGAAAAGUUAUUAAAAAACCUCCUUUGACAGAAAAGCUACUUUCAAAACCGCCAUUCAGAUUUCUGCACGAUGUAAUGACAUCGGUCAUAAAAACAACUGGUGUCAUGAAGGGUCUGUUUUCCGACAGCGAAUUAAACUCUGAGAAUGUGAAGGAUAAGGACAGUAAAAUAGCAUUUCUCCAGAAAGCAAUAGACUUUGUCUCCCAUGCGUCAGGGAAAAGCUUACCGGUGAAACCAGCAAAGGUUGUGGCCGGUCAUGAACCAGAAAGAACGAACGAGUUUCUGCAAGCCCUGGCAGCAGCUAUUUCAAAUAAGGUUGACAAUGACAGCAUUGUAGAUGCAGUAAAAAAGGGAGGUAAACCAUCGUCUAAAAAAGAGGAAAAGGAAGAAAAACCUCAACGUGAAAAGAGCAGUGAUCGGCGAAGACGAGACGAGGACAAGAAAAGUCGAGACCGCGAGGAGAAAAGUCGUGACAGGGAGAAGGAAGAUCGACACAAAGAAAAAGAAGACAAACAUCAUAAGGAAAAAGAAGAGAGACCUCAUAAAGAUCGGGAGGACAAGCAUAAAGACAGAGAUGAAAAACCUCGGGAAAGAGAUCGUGAGCGGGAGAGCAGGCACAAAUCAGGGAGGGGCAGUCGGAAAAGGGAAGAAGAGGGGAAGGAAAAUGAUGCUCCCAAAGAGACCAUGGUCAAUGGCGAUCAUAAGCAGAGCGAUGCUCCAACAAAAAUGCAGCGACCUACUUCAGCUAAAGGGUCCCGCAGGAGAAUGGAAGCCCCAGUGACUUUUACCGGAGAUGGGGGCCUGAGUAGUGAUGAAGAUGUGCCGGCUCAGAAACAAGAUGCAGGGUUCGGGGGAGAAGACGAUACCGUUCCAUCACAGCCUGUUGGGCGAUUGGCACGACCCAGCAGCGCGCGACCAGCCCCACCCAAACGAAAAGACGACAUAGUACAACAGGAGCCGGCCAUGCGAUUGGGCAGUGGGAAACCUCAGAAUCUCAUUCUUGAUGACGGGAAGGAUUCGGACGAGGACGAGACAUUUGUUGUGGAGGAGGCGGCUCCCCCGCCCAUGGAGCCUGAGCAGCCCCCACCAAUGGCUGGCGAUGAAGACGAUGACGAAGAUCAUGGAGGGCUCGUCAAGAAAAUAAUGGAGACGAAGAAAGAAUAUGAACAACCCAGGGAAAACAAAAUCGAACGACCAACAAUAUCAGACGCUCAAAGACGCAAACAACGUGAAGCUGUGCAGAAGGAAGUCGACAAGUUGCGAGGCAGCAUUCAAACCCUCACACGAAGUGCAAACCCUCUGGGAAAAAUUAUGGACUAUGUACAGGAAGACUUGGAUUCUAUGCAGAAAGAACUGGAGAAAUGGAAACAGGAAAACAAGGAACAUGGGCUAGCUUUGAAGAGAGAAAAGGCUAUCACAGAGAGGGCUGUGGAACCAUUAAAGGUCCAGCUUGGGGAGGUUGACCAGGCCAUUAAAGACCAGCUAGACCUGAUUGGUGCAGUCAAGUCUAAUAUUAUACGAAACGACCAGAAAACUGAGAAAAUGUUACGGACAAUAGCCAAAUCAUGAGCGUGCGAAAUAGGUUUUUGACAUGUAUGUUAGACUGUUUAAUAUUUGAAAAUUGACAUUUAAAAAAAAAGUGGAUAAAAUUAUGUUAAAUUCAAAAUGAUUUAAAUUUAGAUUGAGAGAGGCUGCGAAACACUACUCGAUUGAGUACAUGUUAACUUCUUUUUGUGUACUUAGUUAUCCUGAAAUGUGUUCAUUGUACAAGUUUAGAAUGACAUGUACAAUCGCACAAGGAAAAUGGAUUAUGUGACUAUCACUGAGCCCUCAAGAACACAUUUAAAGAGAAAUAUUUUCAGCGACUUUUAAAGCUGAACUUUCACAGGUUGACCUUUUUGAUAACUUUUCUUAAUUUUCGUCUUGAAAUAAGCCAAUGUUUGUGUAAAUAUCGAGAAACCAGUGCUGUUAGACUGCUGACAAAAGAUCAUAUAUGUUCAUAUAUAAGUUCGAAAAUUUAUGUUUUAUGUCUAAAAGCAUUACUUGGCUUUAAGACUAAAUGAGUUCUUUGGCAGUUUUCCAAAUACUUGAGAUCUGUUCUAUUGCAAGAUAUCUUGUAUGACUGAAAGGCAUUGAUGCCAAAAAUUAACUGAUUCUGAGACAAAAAUUGAAAGAAAAGUCAAAACUGCCAGUCUGUGAGAGUGCAGCUUUAAACUCAACAUUUACAUGUAGGUUUAAGUACAAGCCACAAUUUUUCGAAACCUUUUAGUUCCCAAUAGCAGGCUUUAGCUAAGCUCACUUUUUUGUUUUUCUAUAUUAAAUUUGCAUAUAAUUUACUUCUUUAAAGAGUUUUUGGACUUAAAAUAGAAAUGACCUUUAUGAUCAUCACAUUAAACCAUUUUUCUUUUAAUAGAAUGAAAUUUAAGUAUGUAUUUUGGCUUAUUGAAAUAAGCUACUUAAGCCUGUUAGAGCUGAGUCAUGUUUCGCAAGCUCUAGAGUGUUUCAACAGUGAUGAAGUAUUAGUGUCUGAAACUUACAAAUUUGAGAAAAAAACAUAUCUGAUGUAAUUGACGUUAUUGAAUUGAAGUGUUUUAAUACAAGCAGAUACAAACACAUUUGCGCUAUAAUUUGAACUCCCUAAUUCUACUGGUAGCAGAUGAACAAAGCUUUGAAGCAUUUCCGAGCAUUGAAUGAUCGUGGCUUUUGCUCUGCCUAAAUACACCAAGUGAAUUCCAAAUAAAGUGCAAAAUCUUCACAAAUCAAAGAAGGCCGACUGCGACUAUCAGCGAAUGGGUGUAAUAUUUUUUUAGUUUUACAUAUUAAUGUGGAAACAAAUACCAAGGGCUGGCUCGUACAUCUGCAGAGAAUGUCCAGUUUCAAAUGGUUGUACAUCAACCAAUUAAAUUGUAGCCUGAAAUACAAUCUUUGAAGCCCUGAAAUAAUGCUGUUUGAAGUGCCGAAACCUUACUGUUUGCAUUCGCUUUUGGGACAGUACAACAAGGACGUCUAUUGGUUGCAAAAUAGCAUUGUGAUUUUGCUUUUAUUAGCUAAUUGACGAGUAUGCAUUACUAAGUUUAUUCGCAAACAGUAGAUUUGAUGAUUUUAAAUUAGUGAAUUCAAAUUCAGAUAAAUGCUUGUUAUAUAUGUAGAAUAAGAUGUAUAGAUGGUAUUUUUUCUAUUAAGUGAUUUCAUGAUAUAUUUUUGUAAUAUUUAAAGGAUAAGUAGAAAAAUUGUGAAGAAUUAUGAAUUGUGUGGCUAGACAGCUUUAACUAUACAUUACGAGAUGUGUUAUUUUGAACUAAUCAUUAGUAAUGAUAUUACUGUAAGCUGUUAUAUUUUCACAAUACUUUCAAUAUAGGCGAUUUUCGGCAAAUUGAUCAGACCCAAAAUUAAAAAAAAACCUAGACAAUUUUUCCAUUACAAUAUAUUUUUUUCUAAUGAUAAGAUAACAACAUGUUGAAUUUUAAACCUCCCAAAAUUUGUCAAAAUAAAAAUGAAAUUAAUAACCUCGCAUAAUUAUACCAGUCUAUAGUUUCAUGUUAUUUUCACAAGAAAUCCAUAUUAUAUGAUACAUGUAUGACAUAAAUUAAUAAAUUUGUUUAUUGUUUGUUCAUUAUUAUUUAAAUCACUGUAAUACACAAUGUAGAGUCUCCAGUAAUUGUAAAUGUUAUGGUGUGUUCAAAAUCACUCUUAUGUCAAGAGCAGCAACUCUUGAUAACUUGUACUAAAUGUUGCUACACCUAAAUGUAAUUGCCUCCCUUACACUGUGAAAAAGUUGGGAAAUCUAUUCUAUGUUUCUCAAGUCCAAAAUGCAUUUUGUUGGACCAUGUAAUUGCAUGUCAUGAAAUACACUGUUUGUUUGUAAUACAUUUAUGGAAUCUCAAAAUACUGCUAACAGAAUUAUUCUGUAAUGUGUUUUUUUAAGCUUAAAAAAUUAAAAUCAAAGAAUUCCACUAUAUAUUUAUUUGAUUGGGACAAAUAUAAAAAGUUAAAAUAAACAAAGUUUACUGGGACAAAUAUAAAAAGUUAAAAUAAACAAAGUUUACCAUCUGGCAGUUUUGCUUCUAUCAAUGUUUUUUUUCUCACAAGGGUACAAGAGAGCACCGCCCAGGGGAUUAAGACAAACUGCAAAUUUGAGAAAUUUGUCUAAAUCCCUUUGGUCAGAGUAGCUCCAGGGAUAAAAAAAAUACUUAAAAAUAACCGGCCAAGUCUAUUUUUGUGGUUUGCAGUCUAACUGGGCCUGUCCAAAUUUCGCCCUGUUGGGAAUCGACCACUGUCUAUAUGUCCUCUAUUGCUAAUACCUAAAAUCAUUAUGUUUGACUCUCAUACAUGGCUCAUCAUGUGAUUAUAAUAAAACCCGACCCAUUUACAUUAAAUUGUGCUAGUAGUUAUUGCGUUAUUAUUAUAUACAUAUCAUACACCUCCGUCCAAAACUGUUGAUAUUGACAGUAUAAAGUAAAAAACAUUGUAGCUUUACUUUCAUUUAUUGUUUACUUUUAUUUUUCAUUACAUGUACUUUAGUUUGGUAUGAUAAAAACAGUUAGUCUAAGGAGAUAAAGAAUUUAAUGUAGUUAUUCCAAUUUAUUUUAUGUUUUUCUUACUCAGACCUGGCAACCUCAUUUCUUACAAUUUUGAAUAUAUUUUUUUGGUAUAAAAUCAUCAGUCAUUCUUUUGUAUAUUUCUAUUGAUUUCUUAUUGGCGUGGCACUUUUUGGUAUCUUUUCAAUAGCAUUUAAACAUUCAUUGAACAUUUAUUUAGCAAAAUCAAAUUACAGAAUGAUGAUUGUUUCCUCAUGAUUUUAACUUACCAAAAUGAUCACUUUAUUUAUCCAAUGAAAUGAAAAUUGAAUUAAUUUUUACCUCCUUCUGAGAAAAAUGUUGUUUAAAAAAGUCAAGUUACAUAAAAUUAUGGAAGUUAUAAUAUAUAUGAUUAUGUUUUUGUGGCUUUUUAGUUUAGAUAAAGAAUAAUACAAUUAUUAGUACUUUUUUUAUAGAAAAUACCUUAUAGUUCAGGCAAAGCAACAUUAACAUGUCUAUAAUCCAUGCGAAAAUGCUUAAUUGUAAUAUGUUGAAAGAAUACUUGCAUUUUAUAGGAGAAGUAUUCCUAUUGAGAUCUUAAAGAGUUAGUCCUUUUGAUGUUUCAGAUUUGUUCAUUGUUCAUUAAAUGCCUUGUAAUGAUCUUGAAUGUUAAUGAAUAUGUUUAUGUAAAUAGUAUUGAUGUUAUUUAUGUAUUUAUUUUGUCAUUACUUUUGAAUUCAGCUGAAUAGAGUGAUUCUCAAUUA